GCCAAAUUGCAUGUAAAAACAAUAUUUAUAAACAAUUAAUAAUAUAUCAAUAGAAAAUAAUUGUUUAAUAAUGCUGAACAUGUAAUAUAUUAUAUAACAAUAGACUUUUAUUCACUACGCCAUUUAUAUCCGAUCAUUCACCCCAUUGCUAACGACGCCAACUUGUCGAUUAGCUGAGCGUUUUAAUUUCGAGAAAACCUCUUGAUUUAUAAAAAUGUCGAUGCCACACAGUAGUUCGAGCACAACCAGCUCAAGUACUAAAAGGAAAGAAAUAUACAAGUACCAAGCACCAUGGCCAUUAUAUUCCAUGAACUGGUCUGUCCGUCCGGACAAAAGAUUUAGGCUUGCCUUGGGAAGUUUCGUUGAAGAGUACAAUAACAAAGUACAAAUUAUAUCACUUGAUGAAGAAACAAGUGAGUUUAGUGCAAAAAGCACAUUUGACCAUCCUUACCCUACUACUAAGAUUAUGUGGAUACCUGACAGCAAGGGUGUGUACCCUGACCUUCUUGCCACAAGUGGUGACUAUUUACGUAUCUGGCGCGCCGGAGAGCCAUACACUCUGUUUGAGUGUGUUCUGAACAACAACAAGAACUCUGACUUCUGUGCACCGCUAACAUCGUUUGACUGGAAUGAAGUUGACCCCAACCUAAUUGGAACAAGCAGCAUUGAUACCACCUGCACAAUUUGGGGACUUGAGACUGGCCAGGUUUUGGGCAGAGUUAAUGAAGUCUCCGGACAUGUAAAAACACAACUUAUUGCUCAUGACAAGGAAGUAUACGACAUCGCGUUCAGUCGCGCGGGCGGCGGGCGCGACAUGUUCGCGUCGGUGGGGGCAGACGGGUCUGUGCGUAUGUUCGACCUGCGGCAUCUCGAACAUUCCACUAUAAUUUAUGAGGACCCGCAGCACACGCCGCUGCUCCGGCUGGCGUGGAACAAGCAGGACCCCAACUACCUGGCGACGAUCGCGAUGGACGCGUGCGAGGUGAUCAUACUCGACGUGCGCGUCCCCUGCACUCCCGUCGCGCGCCUCAACAACCACCGCGCCUGCGUCAACGGCAUCGCUUGGGCGCCGCACAGCUCCUGCCACAUCUGCACCGCGGGCGACGACCACCAGGCGCUGAUAUGGGACAUCCAGCAAAUGCCCCGCGCCAUAGAGGACCCGAUCCUAGCGUACACGGCCGCAGAGGGCGAGGUCAACCAGAUACAGUGGGGCGCGACGCAGCCCGACUGGAUCGCUAUAUGUUACAACAGACACACGGAAAUAUUGCGCGUGUAAAACGUAGGAACGAGGAGAGGACAACAUAGGCUUACGAAACAGAUCGCUCGAUGGAAGGAGCGGACAAUCUGCGCAUGUGCAUUCUUCGGCCCUCGCUCCAUCCAAGGAACCGAAAUUCCGCUAUUGCCCAGCGAUCUUAAAAUUUUGUUCAGCCUUUACUAUUGUAUUUACAUCCCGACGAGAUAUAAUUGAAGAUGAAAAGUGUUUACCUGUAAACGUUAACAUUUGUUAAAAGUUCCCUUCAAAUAAAAAAGUGAUUAUGUAUUCCAUUGUAGGUACUCUUAUAUUUUGUAAGUAAAUAAGUAAGAGAGUUAGCGAAGUUAUUUUUAAGACCAUAAUUUUCUCCUAACUUCUACAACUUAAUUUUUUACGGAAUGAAUGAUUUGUAUAAUAACACUCUUAUAACUUAUUUACUUAAAUGUUAAAAUGUGUAGUUUAAAAACAUAGUGCUAUACACUUAUAUUAUUUAUUAUGGUAGAUGGUAA
Molecule: messenger RNA, 1761 nt
Organism: Aricia agestis (brown argus)
Lineage: Eukaryota; Metazoa; Arthropoda; Insecta; Lepidoptera; Lycaenidae
Gene: wap
Product: DDB1- and CUL4-associated factor 7
Exons: 8
Coding region: 215-1276 (353 amino acids)
Cellular component (GO): nucleus
Molecular function (GO): protein binding
Source: RefSeq, a predicted model, not a curated record